CGCCUUUCGUGACGCUGCAUUACACUCCAGUACAACUCCAAUACAUCUGUUAGGUUCCCACUGAAGCCAUCCAUCUGCUUCUGAAGAAGAUCCGUCAGUAAUCCGGUCCGAAUACAUACCAAGAAUAUCGAGGUGAGCGGCGGAGAUUGUACGCGUAGGAGCCUGCGACGGACUAAGUCAGAUAGAAGAAUCCAGCGUCAGCUUUUUGCCUAAACUGAACCGAAUCAAACGCCAGCCGAGCGCGUUCCUUUACUUCACCCUUCACCCAUGAGCGACACUCGCCGCCCACCUACCUAUGUAUCCCGACCAGACCUCUACACAGUCAAUGCGCUCAAUUCGUUUUCGUUUGGGAAUGUCCAGACUUCUAUCCCAGCUCCGUCUCCUUCUAUUGGCCCGCUUGAUGACCCCGACGACGAUGCCCCCGGCACAAUUGAUGUUACUCCCCGCCCGUCAGUCAUAGACCACGGUACUUACCGCCCUAGUCAGUAUCGUGGCAGUCCCUACCGCAGUCAUUCAUCGCAGAACUAUGAUCCAGGUCAUGAUCCCGGGCCACCACUGCCCUCCCGCCGAGAUCCCUCACGGAAUCACUCCUCGGAUACCGCGUCGAGGCGGACAUUUGGAACUUCCUCUGCCUCUGCCUCUGCCUCUGUUACGAGUCUGUCUAGCAUGGGUCCCGCCUCUAGCCACCUGACCUCAGCUACGACCACUGAUGAUGAGCGCGAAGAGCGCGGCGUAGAGUUUGAUGAUGACUAUAACGACUAUCACGACGACGAUAUCGAGAUCAGCUCGGUGAUGUACGAAGGGAGCAGUGUCGAAGGCCCUGCGGUAAGUGGAAGGUGGAUGGGAAGUCUGUCGAGUUUUGCCAGUGGCUACGGCGAGCGGAGAGUUAGCCUCCCUAUCGCUGUACCAGGGAGUAGCAGUGCUAGCACAAGCAAUGAUGGAAGGCGCACUGAUAUCCUUACACUACGGCGGCCAAGUAAGAGCUUGGACGAGGACUCGAUGCUGUUCAAUAUCCAUUCUUCCGCGGAUUGUCAGACCUCCUCGUUGCCGGAGAGCGAUGGUGAUUGGCGAAGUCUGAAUGCGAAGGGCAAGGGCAAAACUAGAGAAGAUUCUCUACCACCACCACCAGCUAAAGUGACUGUAGAAGCACAAGAUUUUGAUCUCGACUGGAACGCAUUUGGACGAGGAAUCACUUCAUUUGAUCAGCCAAUAUCUGACAUUGUCAGCACGGUGGACUCCCGGCGUGGUUCUACGAGCCGAUCGUUGAUGAACUGGGGACGUAGGCCGAGUACAGCGACCACGGGAAGUUCGUUUAGCCAUGAUGACAUCUUUACGCGUCAUGUUGCAAAGGGGGAUCCAAAUUAUAAGGAUCAGAGAAAGGUGUGGACCUUCCGUCGGGAUCAGUCGGAGGGGAGUGGAGGACCAUCAGCCUCGAAGAAAGGUGGUUUGCUGAGUCCCCGUGGGAGCGUGAACGAGAGGGAGUCGUCGGAAAGGGAGAGGCGUGAGAAGGAGGCACGAUCUUCUGCCAACUGGAACGGUAUGCGCCCGAAUUCCUAUGAAGUUUGGAGGAACCCCAUGGUUGGCAGGUUCAAAGUCGAGCGCAGGACCACCCCGAGAAGGGAAGAAUCGUCAGACGUGACGGUUCGAGGACCUGUUCAACGUCUACUGAUCGAUCACUUCCGUGACGGUUCGACACAACUGGUAAAACAGGACGAUCCCUGUGUUACUGUUCACAAACAUUCCAAGACAGUGGCAUUUUCGAUUUCUCGGGCGUACAGAUCUAGGAGGCGGAGGUCCUAUGCGACUAGGCCAACGUCCUCGACGACUUCGUCGAGCAUGAUUCUACUGGCUCCGAGGAGCGUGCAGGAAGCAUAUACGAGCACUACGACGACAAGAAAGCUGGAAAGCCAUGGACUGUUGGAUGAACGACGAGAUAAGAGCCUUGGGAGAAAGGAGAAGGAGAAGGACCGCAGGCGAAAGGUGUCCGGCACCGAUGAAAGCUCGAAAAAGGGUAAGAAGAAGAACGAGCAGUCGAGUGUUGGCAGCGUGACAACGAGACCUGUUUCGACUACAGACGCGGCGUCGUACCCACCGUCCAGUGCAUCGUCUUCGACCGCAGAUCAUUCAGUAUCGUCGUCUACACGCCCUCUUCGACGACGCAGACGUGAUGCAUUGGAUUCUGAUGAUGAUAUACCUCCUCGUACGCCCCAUAGCGAGACGUAUGGUACCAUCGAUGCCGCUGAGCUCAAUCAGCUUCGUGCACGCCAGCACCAGUCCUACCACAACACCGACGAUCUAGGUGGUAGCUUUUGGAACCGUUUCAGACGGGGUCGAUCAACACGCGCAGUGAACGGGCAGCUGCCUGCUCAGCGGGACGUAUCAUACCAACCACCCUGGGUGACCCUCGAGUCGCGUAACCGGCAAGAGCAGACGCAGCGCGUGGUGGAUAAUCUAAAUCAUUCAUUCCAGGAGGUGGGGUUGCUGCAAGUAAACACGAAACCCAAGCCUGGAGUGACUCGCAGCAAGACCAAAGCGCGUGUGGAGAAAGCGGUGUGGACGGAGAUUUUCAAGGAGAUCCCGCAGGAGUCAUUAUACAUGCUUAUCCCUCUGUGGCCUUCUGAUACGGAUCCACUAUCGGCGCAGAUACCGUAUGAGAGACCUGUGGUGGAUCGGCAGUAUCUGCUCGUGUGCUACAAGGCGCCUGAGACUGGCGCGCCUGCCAGCCACAGCAAGAAGCGUUCGGUGGAGAGCAAGAACAAGUCACCGACCUCUUCCUGGGACUCGUCGACGCAGAAGCGGGACGAGCGCAAUAUUUUAUUGAACGAGUUCCGGAUAACCGGGAGGCUGGUGUCGCAUACCGAUAUCCAAGGAUCCGGGAUGCGUGUAUCUGAAGGGAUCAUUGUGAAUGGGUCGCUGAAGGAGGCCUACGAUACGAGGCCGCCGCUGGCGAAUCCGGGGACGAGACUUAUUGGGCAGUGUCGGAGUCGGGAGCAGGGUGUGGAGUUUGAUUCGGAUGGACUCUUGUCGUUAGGGUUGUGCUUGACGAGGAAUCCAUACCCUCCUGGGACGAUCGCUGAGGAAGUUGAGCCGUCGCAGCCCAAGCCGGAGCAGGUCCUAACACCAAUUGGGAGGGCUGUGGUGGAGAUGGUGUGGAUUGGUGCAUUGGCGUUGACGAGCUUUGGGUCAGUUGCUUCGUGACUUUUUUCAUUUUUUUUUUUUCAAUUUUCGAUUUCGAUGAGAAUAGUUUUGGUGUUUUGCUCAUACCAUCUAUGCACACGCUUUUUCGCAUUGCUAUCUUGAUGCUCCUUCUGUAGGAGGAUACGGAACGAUCACACACACACGCGCGUCUCGAAUGACAGGUUGCGCAUGGUCGGAAUGUUCUAGAGGUAAGGUACAUUAUUUAACGGCGGUCAGUCAGGUCCUCCACGAAGUCAGGGACUAAAUCGACCAAGGCCGUAAAAUCGUGAUUUUGACGUAAUCGACUGAUCCGUUCCGGAGCACCUGUGGCAAAUAUUUUCAUUGCGAGUCGGCUGAGUUUCUGAUAUGUGUGACUACAGCAUGGAAAUUACGUUCUGAUUUUACGCUAUCUUCCUGCUUUUAUCACUGUUUU
Messenger RNA from Guyanagaster necrorhizus, 3610 nucleotides. RefSeq lists its product as uncharacterized. The record is from RefSeq and is a predicted model, not a curated record. The transcript is spliced from 3 exons. NCBI's taxonomy places the organism in Eukaryota, Fungi, Basidiomycota, Agaricomycetes, Agaricales, Physalacriaceae. The coding region runs from base 268 to 3198 and encodes 976 amino acids.